CAGCGCCACACGUCACGUCAGAUUCAGAAAAAGGAUAAAUUUUGUGCCUUGAAGCAUAUUUCAAUAAAAAUUAACAUUAUUUCGACACUGUUAUAAACAAUACGGCCCCAAUAAUUGGGUCAAUAAACUGUGCAUUCCCUGUAGAACUAUUGUGUUGUGCGUGUGUAUUUUUUCCCGUUUUUAUUUGUGUUCGAAAACGGUUUUGGUGUUUCUCAAAUAAGCGGUUCUCAAUUGUAUGAAUUGGCAUAGGACUUUAUAAUUAGCCGUUUGCGUCGUCUCCUACAUUGUGCGUGCCACAAUUGCCGGACGUUUAAUUCUCGAGGCUGUUAUUUAUUAGACAAUCUUGUCAAGAAAUGUGCGGUGCGGUAAUCAUAGCGAAUUUUUCGCGUCCAAAAUAUAUUUGAUGAACAGCGAUAUCAGUGAUAACUCCGUGGAACCAUCUUCCCCCUCCACGACCCCGUCCUCGCCCGCACUAAGAGCUGACUGCGCGCAAUUCCACUCCUCUACUCCGUAUUUUACUGGACGGAAGGCGCCACAGCCCCCGCUGAACGUGGUACUACCAGUUACUGCGCCAGCCACACCACCUACUUACAGUGAGGCCACGUUGACGCCGCCGCCGAGGUCUCCCGGGGUGCCAGCGGCCGCCAGUCCAGCAUCAGCGUCAGGGGACGCCAGGUCCCAUCCACCUGACGGUACCUCUUCUGAUAAGUCGUCGGAGACAGCAGUGGGCGGUGUCACACGGCCGGCAAGUACGGCCCUCUCCCGCAAGGAGAGCUACAAAGCACAGAGACAGCACUACAGAAGAGAGAAGAAGAGAGCCGCGUCAGCUCUACUCCACUCCAUCGAGGAUCCCUCGGUCGUUGUACUAGCUGAUUGGUUGAAGGUUCGUGGGUCGUUAAAGUCAUGGACAAAGUUAUGGUGUGUGCUGAAACCCGGCUUAUUACUGCUGUAUAAGAGUCCUAAAGCUAAGAGCAGCCACUGGGUGGGCACAGUGCUCCUGACGUCGUGCCAGGUGAUCGAGCGGCCCAGCAAGAAGGACGGCUUCUGCUUCAAGCUGUACCACCCGCUCGAGCAGAGCAUCUGGGCGCCGCGGGGGCCACAUAACGAGACCAUCGGAGCGGUAGUACAGCCCCUUCCGACCGCGCACCUGAUCUUCCGCGCCCCGUCGCAGGCAGCCGGCCACUGCUGGCUCGACGGGCUGGAGCUCGCACUACGAUGCAGCAAUGCUAUGCUCAGAUGUUCUCGCUCCCGUCCCGAGCAGACGGUUGCGGCAGACUCCCCCGCCACUCAGACCAACCUAUCGCAUGAGGAUCUUGAAAAACACUUCAAUGAACACGAGUUAGCCGGCGCCGCUUCCGACUCGGAUAGUGACGGCUCCCGAAACGGCAUGCCGGAUCGACGGCCCGUCCAACUGAAGAAACAGGCGAUCAUCACUGAUAUUGAAAAGAAUUACGUGUUGGAUACGAACGUUGAUAUUGGUGUGGCAGGAGAACUAGUAGAAGAGGUAGCGGAAGAGAACAAGUCCCUCCUCUGGUUCCUCCUGAAGCAGGUGAGGCCGGGCAUGGACCUCAGCAAGGUGGUGCUGCCGACCUUCAUAUUGGAGCCGCGCUCCUUCCUCGACAAGCUGUCCGAUAACUACUACCAUGCUGAUAUUUUGGCGGAAGCUCAACAAGUCGAAGAUCCGUAUCAGCGGUUUGUAGCGGUCCUGCGCUGGUACCUAUCAGGUCUCUACAGGAAACCCAAGGGUUUGAAGAAGCCAUACAACCCCGUACUGGGGGAAACCUUCAGGUGUUGCUGGAGACAUAGCCCUGAGUCUUACACGUAUUAUAUAGCUGAACAGGUCUCCCACCACCCCCCCGUGUCUGCGUUCUACGUGGCCAAUAGGAAAGAGGGGUUCGUUAUAGAAGGCAGUCUACUAGCUAGGUCCAAAUUUUAUGGCAAUUCAACAUCAGCAAUACUAGAAGGUUGCGCGCGUAUCCACCUCCUCAACUGGGGGGAGACGUACGUCACCACGGCGCCGUACGCGCACUGUAAGGGGAUCGUUAUCGGCACGCUCAGCAUGGAACUAGGGGGGAAGGUACACGUGACGUGUGCGGAGACUGGUUACCAUGCAGAUGUCGAAUUUAAACUUAGAUCAUUCCUAGGCGGCGCGGACCAGACGAACGCGAUACAGGGCCGCAUCAAGCGCGGCAAGGAGACAGUCGCCGUGUUGGAGGGAUACUGGGACGGCAAGAUCGAUAUUAAGGAUAAGAGGAGUGGGGAGGAAUCGAACCUAUUCGACGUAUCGUUACUAAAGGAACAGAGAUUACCUCGCUUCCUGAUGAACAUGGACAAACAGACAGACUUCGAGUCCGCGAAGCUGUGGAUCAAGGUGUCGGAGGCCAUCAUGAAUGAGGAUCAGGUGGCGGCGACAGAACAGAAGACAAUAAUAGAGGAGGCGCAGCGAGCCCGCGCCCGGAACCUCGUCACUCCCUGGGUGCCGCGCCUCUUCCACAGGACCACGCAGGCCGCGCCGCCCGACGGUGUCAUAGAUCAGGGAUGGGUGUAUAACCAUUUAAAUACAACGCCGUGGCAACCGGACGAGAUAAUAGAAUAUGAAGAAGAGUUCGUUAUAAAGACUCUGCGGGACGGCGCGCCGGUGAAGCCGGGCGCCGACAUCAGGCGCGACCUGGCCAGGCGGAUGUCCGAUACCGACAGCCAUGAUGAAUUGACCAGGCCUAAGACCUCAGCCGAAAUGAAGUCUAAAAAGACGGACACGUCGCCGGACACGUCCCGACACGUUGUGUUGUCCGACACGCGAAUGGAACAGCGAAGCCGAACCUUCACGCGCACCCUGAAACAGAGUCUAUACGCUAUCGACACAGCUCUUAGAGAACAGACCCUAGCUAUUGAGCGUCUUUCGAAGAGUGUAGAAACUAUCAGCGAGGGCCAAAGGCAGGCAGCAGCAUUCAGACCUCAGAAUGUCGGGAGGGUCCCCACAUCAAGUCACUCUUGGGACCUCUUCGGAGGGUUCGUCCUAGCCAUGGUGUUACAGGCCUUACUCAACUGGGUUUUCUACCAAAAAGACUGAGAAACAGUGUUGCCACUAUAAAAAAAUUCCAAUGUGAUUUUUUGCAAUUUCAAGUUUGCCUUUUUGUUGUUCUGUUUAAUAUUACAUAUUAUUAUUAUAUAUUGUGUAAUUUAGUUGUUUUUUUUUUUCGUUUUUGUGUAGAUAUUUAAUGUAUGAUGGGUUUGUUUUUUUUUUAAGGCGCUUGGCUUAGGAUUUUCUGCAAUGUAUGGGAAUGGGGGUGAUGAUGUGAUACCUAAGUGAUGAUUGAAAUAUUAAUCAUUAUUAUCAUUACCCAGUAAGUGGCCACUGCUGAUCAAAGGCCUCUUCUCACACGGAGAAGGUUUGAGCAUUAAUCACCACGCUUGCUCAAUGCGGGUUGGUGAAUUCAAACUUAUAAUUUAAUAUAUCGGUAAAUAAAGUUGUUGAGAAUAUAUUUAUAAAAAUAUUCUGGUACAUGACAAUAGGCUCACCCCUAUUACAUGGGACUUACAACACAAAUGGUGAAAUAUGAGUGUACAUUGUACAGUGGCAUUACGUGCCGUAAUAUGCACCUCUGCCUAUCCCUUCGGGGAUAAAAGGCGUGACGUUGCGUAUUUUUUAUAAAUUUUGAUCAUUUUUGGUGAUUACAUCAUCAGCCCUAUUCUCUGAGAAUCAAAGGUAGCGAGUUCAAUUCCCGUUCCUACACUUAAGUAGGUAAUGUUUAUAUGAGAGAUGUUUGACAGUAUUUUUAUCCGAAAAUAUGUAAAAUGAUGGAAAAUGUAUUAUUUUAUAUUACACCGGUUUUAUUUUAAACUGUAUUGCCAGCGUCAAAAAAACGAACAAUAAAUAGUAGAAAUCCGGAUGUUGCAAGAGUAAAAUAUAGUAGGAAUUAUUAUUUUUAAUAAUUAUUACUUAUUAUUAUAUUAUAUUAUUAUGUAUUGAGUUUGAUAGUAAUAAAUUAAAUUUUAUCGCUGA
Messenger RNA from Spodoptera frugiperda (fall armyworm), 4003 nucleotides. RefSeq names its product oxysterol-binding protein-related protein 8 (gene Orp8). The transcript has 22 exons. Gene Ontology annotation, cellular component: cytosol; membrane; intracellular membrane-bounded organelle. The record is from RefSeq and is a predicted model, not a curated record. Bases 404 to 3070 code for a protein of 888 amino acids. NCBI's taxonomy places the organism in Eukaryota, Metazoa, Arthropoda, Insecta, Lepidoptera, Noctuidae. Gene Ontology annotation, molecular function: cholesterol binding.